GUUUCUGUGCGGGUGUCAGCACCCGGCUCCUUCACCUGCACUGCUUGCGGCUCCCCUAAGAGAGCUGCGGGGUGCAGCAGGGCUCGCCUGGCUGUGAGUAGGGGUUUUGGGACUAAAUGUUGUUUUUUUGGGGGGUGAUAAAUGAAUAAACAGCGCGGUGCGGGUCGAAACUCAAGUCGGACCUACAGCCCUGGCCGGGCACGGGAGGCUGAGGGUGGAUUUGGGAGCGAAAGGUCUGUUCGGAAGAGGAAAGUGCGAAGCCAAUCAGUGGCAGAGAUUAAUGUUAUCGCCGCGGGGAUAAAUGUUAUCGGGAAGCAAAUUAAUGCCAUUAAGCCUUUAAGCCGCCGGCAGGACGCAGGAGAGGUCCGCACUCCGAGGGCAGGUUACAUCCAAGCCUGCAGAGGACUGAUGAUCUCCGCCGUCUGCCUGGGGUUCUUCGGUUCCGUGUUUGGGCUGAUUGGGAUGAAGUGUACAAAAGUCGGCGGUUCUGAUCAGACCAAAGCGAAAAUAGCUUGUUUAGCUGGACUGAUUUUCAUACUGUCUGGGCUGUGCUCUAUGACUGGUUGUUCCCUGUAUGCAAACAGGAUUACGUCUGAGUUCUUUGAUCCUUCUUAUAUUGCACAAAAGUAUGAAUUAGGAGCAGCUUUAUUCAUUGGAUGGGCUGGAGCUUCACUCUGCAUAAUUGGUGGCAGUAUAUUCUGCUUCUCAAUAGCUGAAAACAGUAAAUCUCCAAGGAGGGGGUACGCGUAUAACGGAGCCGCAUCUGUGAUGUCUUCUCGCACAAAGGUUCACAGCAGCGUCCCAGACAAAACCCCACCAAAGCACUUUGACAAGAACGCCUACGUGUAAUUGUCCCGUUCCAAGACCCCAAAAGCCAGUUUGGAAAAUGAGUUUGUGUGUUUCAUUCCGGGUGAUUUCUCCCCAACAAAACACAAUGGAAUAACCACUAAGAGGAUGAAUUUUUAAGAUACUAACUCGCAGCUUUUUACGUAUUGAUGUAAAUUUUAUUAUUCGAUAUUUUAAAGAUUGAUGUUGGUGUUGUAAAGUUUAUACCUGCAAAUCAUGCAUCGAUGCUGCUUUCUAAAAAAAAAUAAAAAAUAAAAAAUGAAUAGGGUAUUUA
Messenger RNA from Anas platyrhynchos (mallard), 1120 nucleotides. NCBI's taxonomy places the organism in Eukaryota, Metazoa, Chordata, Aves, Anseriformes, Anatidae. The record is from RefSeq and is a predicted model, not a curated record.